AUGAGAUUCGGCAAAGAAACAGGUUUGGGUUGGAACCAUGAGACGGGAACCAUUGAAGCUGAUGCCACAUGGUGGGAAGCCAAAAUAAAAGUCAAUCCAAAAUAUGCUAAAUUUCGAUAUCAAGGGUUGGAACACGUUGAUGAAUUGGAAUUUAUAUUUGGGGAUACAGUAGCCACUAGUCAAAAUGCAUGGACACCAGCGAUGGGUAUACCAAUUGAAGAUAAUGUCAGAUCUACAAAUCUAACUCCGUUACAAGACAAUGUUGAAUUUGAUGCUGAAGAAUUCAAUUGUGAUGAAGAUGACAAUCCUAUAGUAAACACUGAAAUGAAGAGGAAAAAAAUGGUGCUAGAAGAAAUGGGAAAAAAAGUGGCAAAGGGUAAGACAAAAAUUGGGACUGCAGCAAGCUUGCAAAGAACAUUGGAACGAUUGUGCGAGCCAGCAGAAAGUCAUAACGCAACUGAAAGUGCUGAAAUUUCAAUGUCAUCACAAGCCAUAGGACAAUACAGUAUUCCAGAGUGUGUUCGAGCAAUGAAAUAUCUACAAAAUGAGGGAAGAUUGAGUGCAGAUGAAUUUAAUUUUGCACUACAGUUGAUUAAAAGGGAAGAAAAUAGACUCAUUUUUAUUUCUUUGCCAGAUUUAAGUGAUAAGCUAAAUUGGAUUCAAUAUGAGCAUAAUCUAUCAAAAAAUUCCAAUGGGAUUAGCUGA
This is a messenger RNA of Theobroma cacao (cacao), 705 nucleotides long. The record is from RefSeq and is a predicted model, not a curated record. NCBI's taxonomy places the organism in Eukaryota, Viridiplantae, Streptophyta, Magnoliopsida, Malvales, Malvaceae.